CACGUGACCGCGCCUCUCCCCCGUGAGGCGGUCACAUGACUAGGGGGAAAUGGCUGCGUUGACGGCGGACAACUUUGGGGCGCUCCAGAGCCUGUUGAAGGCUUCCUCAAAAGAUGUUGUCAGACAGCUGUGCCAAGAGAGCUUCUCCAGCUCAGCCCUCGGCUCGAAAGAACUCUUGGAUAUCACGUGUUCCAGCUUGUCUGUGACCCAGGAGGAGGCAGAGCAACUGCUCCAGGCCCUGCACCGCCUCACCAGGCUGGCGGCGUUCCGGGACCUGUCCUCCGCCGAGGCCGUGCUGGCUCUCUUUCCUGCCAAUUUCCACCAGAACCUCAAAAACCUGCUGACCAAAAUCAUCCUAGAAAACAUAUCUACGUGGAGAGCGGAAGCCCAAGCUGAUCUGAGCUGUGACAGCCCUCAGUGCCUGUCACAGAGUAAAGGCUCGGUAAACGCGGGGACGCGAGCUCUGAGCGGGGCUGUCCUCCUCCUCCUCCCCCACAGUCUCUCUGCCACGCCUGGUGGACCUGGACUGGAGAGUGGACAUCAAAACCGCCUCCGACAGCAUCAGCCGCAUGGUGGUCCCCACCUGCCUGCUCCAGAUGAAGAUCAAGGAAGAUCCCAGUCUGUGCAGGGACAGCCCUUCUGUCUCAGCUGUCACCAUGGAGCUGAGCAAGGAAACGCUGGACACUAUGUUAGACGGGCUGGGCCGCAUCCGGGACCAGCUUUCUGCCGUGGCCAACAAAUGACGCCGCCAGCCGCCGGCCCCACUGCCUCACCCCGGCUGCUGCCAGUGAUGGAGGGGGCUGCCAUCCGAAGGCACAGCUGCACUGGAGGACGCAGCCACGCCCCACGCUGUUCUCCUCACUCAUCUUCCUCUUCCCAGGCUGGUGGGCAGAAGCCGCCACCUUAAGGCUCCUGCGUGCACCUGAGUAACCGCCGUGGCCAUGUGGGGGCGCAUGAGCCUGUCAGCGGCCCUGUGGCCGCUUGAACAUUCGGGCCCCGUUGGGGAGCUCUCUCGUAAGUUCCUUUCCAGCACCAGCUCUGAUGAGUGCAUUCCCAGUCCUGGGACACAGGAAGGGGGUCAGGUGGUGGGUGCCAGUGGCUCCUGCUUCUCUGUCCGAGAGGCCAGGCAGACCCCACAGAGCAGGGUCCCGGCAAUGUGGCCGCCUGCCCUGAGGCCAGAGCCUCCUGUUGGCGCAGGAGGUCUGAAAUGGGGGCUGAGUCUCUUCACGAAGCUGGGCCCCAUCCUUGGAUCAUGCAGCCCCUCCAGGGUGGUGAAGUGGAAGUGAUGGGAAUAAACAACAGUUCUGAAAACAAA
Molecule: messenger RNA, 1315 nt
Organism: Myotis lucifugus (little brown bat)
Lineage: Eukaryota; Metazoa; Chordata; Mammalia; Chiroptera; Vespertilionidae
Gene: COMMD9
Product: COMM domain containing 9
Exons: 7
Coding region: 50-907 (285 amino acids)
Source: RefSeq, a predicted model, not a curated record